Adineta ricciae is the source of this 951-nucleotide messenger RNA. NCBI's taxonomy places the organism in Eukaryota, Metazoa, Rotifera, Eurotatoria, Adinetida, Adinetidae. The record is from the annotation of a GenBank genome assembly.
AUGGGAUGUAAUGUUUCGGCAGCGACUGCUACGGUUACUCCAAGCGCGACUAUUCGACCACGACAGACUAGUGGAACGCGCAAUAACCAAUCCAUGACGGAUGAACAAUCACAUUUGAUGUAUGCACAAUUAUUCAAGGAACUCACGAAUCAGAUCGGUGAAGAAGAUCGUCCGAGAAUAAUAUCCUACUGUUCAGAUCUUUAUAUCGAAGAAAAUCUUGCUGAUUCAAUCGAAAAGAAUUCUGAAUUGAACACAUUAACCAAUUAUAUGCGAGAGAAAAUUCAAGACGAUGAUCCGAUCUGUUCGAUUGGCCAUUUAAUGUUGGAAAUGGGUUCCUACGAACGUGCAGAAUAUAUUUACUUAAAAGCUUUGUCAACACAACAAGACGACUGGAUCCGACAAGCUUCAUUAUUAAAUAAUCUUGGCAAAAUCCAUCAGGAACAAGAGAAAUAUGUAAAAGCACUUGAAUAUUAUCAGAAAGCUGUUGAAUUACAACAUCAACAUUUACCUGAAGAUCAUUUCAGUCUUAGCAUAGAUUACAAUAAUAUCGGUUCUGUUUAUCAAAAACAGAAUAAAUAUGAUUUAGCUCUGGAAUAUUUUCAACGUGCGUUGAACAUCGAAAUGAAUUCUCUACAAAAACAUGAUGAAUUAGUCGCUCUAUUUACAAACAACAUCGGUUUAGUCUAUAACGAUCAGAAGAAUUUCUCUCAAGGACUUGUUUAUCAUGAAAAAUCCUUAGAAAUGAAUGAUAAACUUCUUCCGUCCACACAUCCUACCUUGGCUUUAUCGCAUCAUAACUUGGCCAUAUCGUUAUUUUUCUUAGGUCGCUUACAACAGGCUUUGGAACAUGCAAAAAAAGCGGUGGACAUCACCUCUCAAUCGUUACCCAACGGUCACCCACAACGUGAUGCUCAUCAAGAUCUAAUGAACAAUAUUCAGAAAAAAAUAUGA